Molecule: messenger RNA, 4357 nt
Organism: Solea senegalensis (Senegalese sole)
Lineage: Eukaryota; Metazoa; Chordata; Actinopteri; Pleuronectiformes; Soleidae
Gene: ppargc1a
Product: peroxisome proliferator-activated receptor gamma, coactivator 1 alpha
Exons: 13
Coding region: 177-3014 (945 amino acids)
Biological process (GO): positive regulation of transcription by RNA polymerase II
Cellular component (GO): nucleus
Molecular function (GO): transcription factor binding; RNA binding
Source: RefSeq, a predicted model, not a curated record
UGGAAAGCAGUUGUAAGACAGGUGCCCUCGGUUCAUUCUCGGCGAGGGGCAGCAGUUGCCUGUGUGAGAGCGAGUGGGAAACGUGUGUGGAUUUCUUUUUUACUUGAUUUCUUUCCCCCUUUUUUCUUUUUUUUUUCCUUUUUUUUUUCUUUUUCGGACCGUCAUUCAGUGGCUGGAUGGCGUGGGACAGGUGUAACCAGGACUCGGUGUGGAGAGAAUUAGAGUGCGCUGCCUUGGUUGGUGAAGACCAGCCCCUCUGCCCAGACCUCCCUGAACUGGACCUCUCAGAGCUGGAUGUCAGUGACUUAGAUGCAGACAGCUUCCUGGGCGGCCUCAAAUGGUACAGUGACCAAUCGGAGAUCAUUUCCACUCAGUAUGGCAAUGAGGCGUCCAAUCUUUUUGAGAAGAUAGAUGAAGAAAAUGAGGCCAACUUGCUGGCAGUGCUUACAGAGACCCUGGACAGCAUCCCGGUGGAUGAGGACGGAUUGCCUUCAUUUGAGGCCCUGGCAGAUGGGGACGUGACCAAUGCCAGUGACCGGAGCUGUCCCUCCUCCCCUGACGGCUCACCACGCACCCCAGAGCCUGAGGAGCCUUCUCUGCUGAAGAAGCUCCUUCUGGCUCCCGCAAACUCCCAGCUCAGCUAUAAUCAAUACACAGGUGGCAAGGCACAGAACCAUGCAGCCAGCAGCAACCACCGGAUCAGACCACCACCUGCCGUCGUCAAGACGGAGAGCCCCUGGAAUGGCAAAGCAAGAGGGGGUUCCAGCUUACAGAACCGCCCGGUGAGGCGGCCUUGCACUGAGCUGCUGAAAUACCUAACAGCCACCGAUGACAUCCUGCUCCACACCAAAGCCAGUGACGCCAAGAGCACGUGGGGUGGUGCCAGUGGCAGAGACAAGAGUGGCCUGGGUCUCGGCGCCUCUUCCUCCUCCUCUUCGCCGUCCUCGUCCUCCACCUCCUCAUUUUCCUCCCUCUCCUCCACCUCCUCAUCUUCCUCCACCACCUCCAAGAAGAAGUCAGCUGUGUCGUCUCAACAGCAGCAGCAGCAGCAGCAGCAGCAGCCGCAUCACCAGCGAGCCAAACCAACCACCUUGCCACUUCCUUUGACCCCAGAGUCUCCAAAUGACCACAAGGGAUCACCGUUUGAGAACAAAACCAUUGAACGCACAUUAAGUGUGGAGAUCGCUGGAACCCCAGGUCUGACACCACCUACCACGCCCCCACACAAAGCCAGUCAAGAGAAUCCUUUCAAAGCAUCGCUCAAAACCAAGUUGUCUUCAUGUUCCUCCUCGGCCUUGGCAUGCAAAAGAGCCAAGUUGACCGAGUUGGGCCCCAGCGCUCUGGCUCCGGCCACAGGUGCCUCAGGCGGGGGCCCCAACAGGAAGGGUCCUGAACAGACUGAGCUUUAUGCCCAGCUGAGCAAAGCGUCCACCACCCUCCCUUACCCCGCCACCCAACGCACAGUGGCGGGCAGUCUUGAGGAGCAUCGCAGUACUAGCAUCAAUAAGCGGGUGGCGCCCCGUGGCUACAGUGACCAUGAUUAUUGCCAAGCAUCAGCUAGGAAGGAUGGCGGCGCAGCCAAUGUUACCAUGGCUACAGCAGCGGAAAUGACAGUCACCUCAGGUGCCACUGCUGCUCCCAUGCCUGCUACAUGCAUAGUGGACGACAGUCAUGUGGAAUGUAAGGACUCAGCCAUGCCACCAUCCUCUUCAUCAUCUUCAUCUUCUCGCGCUCCAUCAUCAACUUCAUCUGGUCCUUUGGCUAAGCAGCAGAAUUUUGCCUCUGUGGAUGGAGAAGCAGUUCAGGUCCAGGGGAAGCAGACACUUACACAAACCAUUGAGAUUCCCUCACAAGAGGCAUCUACUGACAGGGACCAACAUCACCCUUCUGCCAUCAGCCGGAAGCUCCUAUGCGACCAAGAAAUCAGAGCAGAACUCAACAAGCACUUUGGUUACCCCUUAAAAACCCUCUACAGUAAGGGUGGUCAGGAGAGAGAAGCAGACAGCAAAGCAAACAAGGCUGCAGCCCUUCAGUCUCCUGAGGAGCGACAGGAUGACUUCUCCUCCAAGAGGCAGUCUGGCUCCAGCUACCUGCAUCCAGGGUUCCUGCCCUUUCACGAUGAGCUUGAGCUGGGUGAGGGCCGUGAGAGUCGUUUCCUCUACCCAUGGGAGGGCACUCCUCUGGACCUUCUUUUUGACUGCCCCCCCUGCUCCCCCUCCUGUUCCCCACCAUCCAGCUGCUCCCCUUCUCGAGGCUCUGUCUCCCCACCUUCCUCUCUCCUCCUCUUGCCUGGCAGGCCUUUCUACUGGACCAGUAGCGGGUCCCGCUCACGUUCUCGUUCCCACUCUGGCUCCCGAAGCUCCUCCUCACAUUACCGCAGGCGCUCCCUCUCCAGCUCACCGGACAGACGUCCCUCCUCCUGGUCUCGUCACAACACAGAUUCAAGCACUUUUCGUUCCCGGACUCACAAGAGCCCCCACCCUCAGUCUCGAUCUCCUCUCAGCCGCAGGCCAAGGUAUGACAGCUAUGAGGAGUACCAGCACGAGAGGCUGAAGAGGGAGGAGUACCGCCGGGACUACGAAAAGCGGGAAUUCGAAAGAGCCGAGCAGAGAGAGAGGCAAAGGCAGAAAGCAAUAGAGGAGAGACGGGUGGUGUACGUUGGACGACUGAGGUCCAACUGCACCCGGACGGAGUUGAAGCGCCGCUUUGAAGUGUUUGGCGAAAUUGAAGACUGUGCAGUGAACUUGAGGGACGAUGGGGACAAUUUUGGCUUCAUCACGUACCGCUACACUUGUGACGCCUUUGCCGCCCUUGAGAACGGACACACCUUACGCAGGUCAAAUGAGCCUCAGUUCGAGCUGUGCUUUGGCGGACAAAAGCAGUUCUGCAAAUCACAUUACACAGACUUGGAUUCCCAUUCGGACGACUUUGAUCCAGCCUCCACCAAAAGCAAGUAUGACUCCAUGGAUUUUGACAGCUUGCUGAGGGAGGCCCAGCGCAGCCUGAGAAGGUAACCAGUUCAGUGGCACCUGCUGUCUGUCACAAAGAGGGACGUCUUAUACCUCACUGUUGUUCCCCGCCCCCCUUUGACGACGAGACUACCAGAAGUUUUACACUCUAUGUCGUAGAGUAUAUGAGAAUAAGUCUAUAGACCUAUAUCAAUAGAAAUGAAUAUAUCAAGAAUAAAGUUUACAUGAAUAUAGCUGCUGAAGAGCUGGAAAGAGACAGUGCAUUGUGGGAAAAGCCAAUGAACCCUCAGAACCUGGUGCACGUGUUUGGUGCACUCUACUGCUGUACAACCAUGAGUGAAAGAAGAAAAAAAAAGACGUUUUUUUUCUUCCUCUCCAAGUACGACAAUGCCCACGAAUAUUUUGGGUGAAAACAUGCAGCUUGUUCAGCCAGAUUUGUUUUUCUUCUUCCUCUUAUCUGUUUUGCUGUUGAUUUUUCUUUUUGUUUUUAAAUCUGGUGUUUGGAUCUGGUGUUACAUUACAAACAAGAGUAUCGGGGAAUUGUCUUUUGGAGGUGAGAUUCUCAUGGUAACGUCGUCGUCUACAUUUUAUGGAGAAAUGUAGCAAGUGUAUUUACAAAAAUAAUAUUUUUAUUUUGUGUACAUAUCGGAUAAAGUUCUUUAUUUGUUACAGCUAUGCACUGUAAAAUGCAGCCUUUUUUAAAAAUAAGGAGAAAUUUUCUUAAUUCAGAAUGUCGAUCUGUAGUCAUUACAAUACUGUAAAACAUAUUGUACACCUACAUGAUGUUUCGAAGACAUGAUAUGAUUGUAAAAAAAAAAAAAAAUGAGAGAGGAAAAAAUAUGUGUCCAGUUGCUCAUUUUGAGGGAGCAUGUGAACAAACGUCCUUUUUUAAGUUAUUUUGCUGGGGGAAAAAAGAACUGUCAACCAUGUAUAGUUUUCUCUGUUUAUAAUGUUUCUCAAUCAGUGUUUUUGCUUAUACAACCAGUCUAAAAUGCAUUUUUAACGUGUUUUUUCAUGAUUGUAAAAAAAACAAAACAGUUCCCCAUUUUUUUAUCAAUUAUUUCCGAAGCAAUCAGUAUAUAUAUAUAUAUAUAUAUAUACAGAUCUAUAUCUCAGUUUGAUUUUUAUUGCUUUGUCUGCUUUUUUUUAAAAUGAUCCUCAGUGAGAGAGAGAAGACACUUCAUUCAGAUCUUUUUCAAAUCAUUACAAACACAUAUUUAUCUAUUUAUUUUAAUAUUUGAAUCAAAGAAAAACCUAUUUAUGGGCUCCAUUUCACGUGGCGUACCUCAUGAAAUUGACUAUUUAUGUCGUCUGAUUCUGAUUUGUGUUAUUUAACGUGUAAUCACUAGACAGGGUGUACAAUAAAUGGUUUGGUGGGGAUAAUACAA